AUGGGCAACAGCCUGAAGGCGAUUGUGGCUUUUGUGCCUUCCAAGGGGUGCCAGAAGUACCUCCUGGAGGACCUGGAAGAAAUGCCCGUGGAUAAAAUGGUGGACCUGAGCGGCAGGCAGCUGAGAAGGCUCCCUCUGCACAUCUGCUCUUUCAGGGAGCUGGUCAAGCUCUACCUGAGCGACAACAACCUGAACCACCUCCCCGCCGAGCUGGAGCAGCUGCAGAACCUGCAGCUCCUGGCACUGGACUUCAACAACUUCAAGGCGCUGCCGCCGGUGGUGUGCACGCUGCGGCAGCUGGUGGGCAACAACCGGCUCUGCAGCCUGCCCGUCGAGCUGCGGCUCCUGCGGAACCUCCGCACGCUCUGGAUCGAGUCCAACUGCCUGCAGCAGCUGCCCGAGGUGGUGUGCGAGCUCAGCCUGCUCAAGACCCUGCACGCCGGCUCCAACGCGCUGCGCGGGCUGCCCGCCCGGCUGCGCGGCCUGCGGGAGCUGCGCACCAUCUGGCUCUCGGGCAACCUGCUCUCCGAGUUCCCCGCGGUGCUGCUGCACAUGCCCUUGCUGGAGGUGAUCGACGUGGACCGCAACGCCAUCCGCCACUUCCCCAGCCUGGCCCACCUGCGCGGCCUCAAGCUGGUCAUCUACGACCACAACCCCUGCCGCAACGCGCCCAAGGUGGCGCGAGGGGUGCGCAGGGUGGGCAGGUGGUCCGAGGAGAGCCCGGAGCCUCGCAAGCGCUCCGGGGCACUGGGAGACAUCGCGCCCGAGGACCUGCCGCCACUGCCGCCCGCCGGCGACAAGGCCGAGCUGGAGGCGGAGCCCUGCUGA
This is a messenger RNA of Tinamus guttatus (white-throated tinamou), 828 nucleotides long. It is a transcript of the gene LRRC10, whose product is annotated as leucine rich repeat containing 10. The record is from RefSeq and is a predicted model, not a curated record. Gene Ontology annotation, molecular function: protein binding. Gene Ontology annotation, cellular component: cytoplasm. NCBI's taxonomy places the organism in Eukaryota, Metazoa, Chordata, Aves, Tinamiformes, Tinamidae.